Molecule: messenger RNA, 4847 nt
Organism: Hirundo rustica (Barn swallow)
Lineage: Eukaryota; Metazoa; Chordata; Aves; Passeriformes; Hirundinidae
Gene: DAAM2
Product: dishevelled associated activator of morphogenesis 2
Exons: 27
Coding region: 264-3518 (1084 amino acids)
Biological process (GO): actin cytoskeleton organization; negative regulation of oligodendrocyte differentiation; regulation of non-canonical Wnt signaling pathway
Molecular function (GO): small GTPase binding; actin binding
Source: RefSeq, a predicted model, not a curated record
ACAGCAGUGCCAGCAAGAGGAACAGUACAGGCAUUUCUCUGUGUGGAUUACGGGACUGCAGAACAGGGAGGAUCCACGCAGACACGGCUACUACAGUACAACCAUCUCUGCAGUCAAAGCAGCUGCACUAAUUCAUCUGUAGAGGGGCUCUUCCUCCACAGUGAGGACCUGAACUGAACAGAGACCUACAGAGAGAGAGAGAAGAGCGAGUCAGAAACUACACAGAUCAUCCAGAACAUGAUCAGAAGAUAGCACUAUACACCAUGAUCAUGGCCCCCCGGAAGAGGAAUCGUCAUGCGUUGGGGUUUCUUUGUUGUUUUGGAGGUAGCGACCUCCCUGAAAUCAACCUCAAGGACAAUAAUCCCCUCCAAUUCCUUGAGUUUUCUGUCCCAAUCCCACCAGCAGAAGAGCUCAAUGCCAGAUUUGCUGAACUCGUGGAUGAGUUGGAUCUCACAGACAAGAACAGAGAGGCUAUGUUUGCACUCCCUCCAGAGAAGAAAUGGCAGAUUUACUGCAGCAAAAAGAAGGAACAAGAAGAUCCUAAUAAGCUUGCUACCAGCUGGCCAGACUACUACAUCGACCGCAUCAAUUCCAUGGCAGCAAUGCAGACUCUGUAUGCUUUCGAUGAAGAAGAAACAGAAAUGAAAAAUAAAAUAGUUGAAGACUUGAAGACAGCUCUGCGGACUCAGCCCAUGAGGUUUGUGACCAGGUUUAUUGAGCUGGAUGGCCUGAGCUGUUUGCUGAACUUCCUGAAGAGCAUGGACUAUGAGACCUCAGAGAGCCGCAUCCACACAUCCGUUAUAGGGUGUAUCAAGGCACUGAUGAACAACUCCCAGGGACGGGCUCAUGUCCUGGCCCAUCCAGAAAGUAUCAACAUCAUAUCCCAGAGCUUAAGGACUGAGAACAUUAAGACCAAGAUUGCUGUGCUGGAGAUCCUAGGGGCUGUCUGCUUGGUACCAGAUGGUCACAAAAAAGUCUUGCAAGCCAUGCUUCACUACCAAGUCUAUGCUGCAGAAAGGACAAGAUUCCAGUCAUUGUUAAAUGAGCUAGACCGAAGCAUGGGGCGAUACCGAGAUGAAGUAAACCUCAAAACAGCCAUCAUGUCCUUUAUCAAUGCUGUUCUGAAUGCAGGUGCUGGUGAGGACAAUUUGGAGUUUCGAUUGCAUCUCCGAUAUGAGUUUCUAAUGCUGGGAAUUCAACCCGUCAUUGACAAGCUCAGAGGACACGAGAAUGCCACACUGGACAGACAUUUAGAUUUCUUUGAGAUGGUCAGAAAUGAAGAUGACCUGGAGCUUGCCAAGCGGUUUGACCUGAUCCACAUUGACACAAAAAGUGCCUCUCAGAUGUUUGAGUUGAUCAAGAAGAGAUUGAAGCAUACAGAUGCGUAUCCCUAUUUGUUAUCCAUCCUCCAGCACUGCUUGCAGAUGCCGUAUAAGAGGAAUGGAGGAAACUUCCAGCAGUGGCAGCUGUUGGACAGAAUACUCCAACAAAUUGUUCUCCAGGAUGAGCGAGGAGAUGAUCCAGAUACAGCUCCAUUGGAAAACUUCAAUGUCAAAAAUAUCAUUAAAAUGCUGGUGAAUGAAAAUGAGGUCAAGCAGUGGAGGGAUCAGGCAGAGAAGUUCCGGAAAGACCAUGCUGAGCUGAUGAGCAGGCUAGAGAAGAAGGAGCGGGAAUGUGAAACAAAGACCCAGGAGAAGGAUGAAAUGAUGAAGACGCUGAACAAAAUGAAGGACAAGCUGCAGAAGGAAUCCUUGGAGCUGCGCCAGACCCGAGACCAGAUGAACGAUCUGGUGGCUCAACUUAACGAGUUCUCGCAAGGGGGCAGCAUUUCCUUCCCACCCCCACCACCCCCUCCUCCAGGUGGUCCAUUAGCAUUGUCCUCUUCUCACAUGUCUGAGAAUUUGCCACCGCUGCCACCUCCUCUGCCUUUCUCCAGCUGUCCCCCUCCUCCUGCUCCACCACCUCCACCAGGAGGACCUCCUCCUCCACCAGGAGCACCACCUUUCUUCAGCAUGGGGGUGCCACCCCCUUCAACAACCACCUUCAGCACCGGUGGCCCAAGUCUGAAGAAGAAAUCUAUCCCGCAGCCUUCACAUCCCCUGAAAUCUUUCAACUGGGCUAAGCUGAGUGAGGAGAGGAUCCAUGGCACAAUCUGGAAUGAGAUUGAUGAUUUAAAGGCAUUCAAGGUGCUGGACCUAGAAGAUUUUGAAAAGAUGUUCUCGGCGUAUCAGAGGCACCAGGACCUGUUAACUAACCCCUCCUCCUGUAAGCAGAAAGAGAUGGGCUCAACAGAAGACCUUUACCUCUCCACACGAAAGGUGAAAGAGCUCUCUGUCAUUGAUGGCCGGAGGGCCCAGAACUGUGUCAUUCUCCUUUCCAAGUUGAAACUGUCUAAUGAAGAAAUCAGACAAGCAAUCUUGAAGAUGGAUGAACAAGAAGAUCUAGCAAAAGAUAUGCUUGAGCAGCUACUGAAGUUCGUUCCUGAAAAAAGCGAUACUGACCUGUUGGAGGAGCACAAACAUGAAAUCGAGCGCAUGGCCCGGGCGGAUCGUUUCCUCUUUGAAAUGAGCAGGAUUGACCACUAUCAGCAGCGGCUGCAAGCGUUGUUCUUUAAGAAGAAGUUUCCAGAGAGGCUGGCAGAAGCAAAACCAAAAGUGGAAGCUAUUCUUCUGGCAUCCAAAGAACUCAUCCGAAGCAAGCGUUUGAGGCAGCUCUUGGAGGUAGUUCUUGCCUUCGGGAAUUACAUGAACAAGGGCCAAAGGGGAAGCGCUUAUGGCUUCAAAGUCUCCAGCCUGAACAAAAUUGCGGACACCAAAUCCAGCAUAGACAGGAACAUUACACUCUUGCACUACUUAAUUAUGAUCUUUGAAAAGAAUUAUCCAGAUAUCCUAGAUAUCCAGUCUGAGUUGCAGCAUCUCCCAGAAGCAGCAAAAGUCAACCUGGUAGAGCUGGAGAAGGAAGUCAACAACAUAAAGACUGGAUUGAAAGCUGUUGAAACUGAACUGGAUUAUCAGAAGAGACGCAUGCGAGAAUCAGGGGACAGGUUUGUUCCCGUGAUGAGCGAUUUCAUCACUGUGGCCAGUUUCAGCUUCUCAGAGUUAGAAGACCUUCUCAACGAAGCUAGAGACAAGUAUGCCAAGGCACUGAAGCAUUUUGGAGAGACUGAGGGCAAGAUGCAGCCAGAUGAAUUUUUUGGCAUCUUCGACACUUUCUUACAGUCAUUUGCAGAGGCCAAGCAAGAUCUGGAGAAUAUGAGGAAGAAAAAGGAAGAGGAGGAGCGCAGGGCACGCAUGGAGGCCAUGCUAAAAGAACAGAGAGAAAAAGAGAGGCGACAAAAGAAAGCAAAAGCUGGAAGCAUCUCUGAAGAGAGUGGGGAAUUUGAUGACCUGGUGUCAGCAUUAAGGUCGGGUGAAGUCUUUGACAAAGACUUAUCCAAGCUCAAGCGUAACCGCAAGCGUUCGGGGAACCAAGGCUUAGAGACAAGCCGUGAGCGGGUGGUGACAAAGCUAAAUUAUUAACUACAAGAGGAAGAAAAAUAACAACCAAAAGAAGGUGAUGAAAAAGUGCAAAACAAGGAAGAUGAAUGUGUGUGAUGGCGCCUGGCUGACAGCUGCCACAGAGGCUUUCUUUGGUCUGUAGCUAGAGACGUUACCUUUCCAUGAUCAGCUUUCCUCUCAUCUCUCUUCUGUGCUCCUAAUUUGAACCAUUAUAAAAGUGCCUCUGUGGAUCCAGCAGGGCCUCUUACUGGGCCAUGCAGAGCUGACAGAUUUGCUUCUGGGAGUUUGUUGUGUCAUCAAAGGCCUCAUGGUGAUGACAGAAAGUACUUGGGCCUUGCAGAUGGCCUCACAGCUGGAACAAGAUAAUUUUCUGUGUGCCAAAGUAAAAACUAGUCAUGAUCUCCAAUUUGCUGAUAACAAGGAAGAUUAAUUUCAGAACAACUCUGUAAACAACAACUUCAAGAUAUAGACUGGCCUUCAGGGGUUUGCUGGGAUGUGGUUCUCAAGUUUCCAAUUCCCUUCUAGAAUUGGAUUUUAUAAGCCAUUGAUUAGCACCUGAAAAAUGCAUUUUAAGCUCAUGUCCUCUAUAGUAUUUUUGUGUGGCCUGCACUGUCCAAAGCAAGUGAAGCUUAGGAAGAAGUCUUCAGUUUCUGUAACAAAAUGAAAUGCAAGAAUCAGGAUCAACAUGUAAUAACUUGCAAAAGUCUUUUAGAUUCUGCUUUGCUAGAAGGAGUUUUCUGGAAUUUCUUGGUGUUUGAGUCUCAAAGAUAUGAAAUGCAUCUUCUUGGAAAGAAGCUCUGGCUUUCCUUUAGAAAACUAAAUCACUGCCAGGUUGGGAUUAUAAGAUGACUGUAGAGCCUCUUGUCAUUGCUGGAGGCUGGCAGAGAAUCAGUGGAAAAUUUCUUAUCUGUUUGUGCAAGAUUGGAAAUUGGGAGCUCCCUAGUAUCAUUUGCAGGUCUCUGGUAGCAAACAGCGAACAGGUUCACUGCCUGCCAGAAGUGAGAUUUCUUGAUGCUAGCUGUGAUUGCUGUUGGCAUGAACUGGUCUUUCUGUCUAACAGCCUGACCUCCGCUGCACACACCCCACUCCUGCCGAGAGGAACCAUGUCACUCAGUAAGAUAUGAAUGGUGUCAAAGGAGAGCCUUGGAGCAUGCUGACUUUUUCAUCUUGAAGAAAUCACUUGAGAUGAACCAAGGGAGAGCCCCAUAAUUAAAACUGAGAGUUUUUCGAGGACGACACAGAAUUGUGUAAGCCAAGCAGGCUUUGGAGUUGGGUUAAAUCAGAAGAAAAUAAAUUUGUAGUUAAGUUACAUGAAUUAAAUAUAAAGCAGAAAAGCAAAGAACCCAAGAA